AUUCGAACUGUCAGUGAAUAUUUUUCUUGUGUAUUACGUCUGAAACUGAAAUUUGUGUUUUGAUUUUGUAUUUUCUUUAAUCUUUUGUCGUGGAAAAUGCACACAGAUCUCUCAUCACAUUUGCACACUCCCGAAUGUAAUAAAAUUAUCAACGAUUUAAAAGACUGUCACGCAGAGAAUAAACUUGGUCGCUUUCUUGGCUAUUGCAACGAACUGGACAGUCUCUUGGUCAAGUGCUUGAAACAGGAACGUGUCAACAGAUCAGCAGCAAAUCGAGCUAAAGCCUUUGAGAAGCAAAAGGUCAUUCGAGAGAAAAUGCAACAACCUGGAACUCCUUUCAUGUAAAUUCAAAAUAACACUUAAAAAAAAAAACAA
Eupeodes corollae is the source of this 375-nucleotide messenger RNA. RefSeq names its product COX assembly mitochondrial protein 2 homolog. The record is from RefSeq and is a predicted model, not a curated record. The coding region runs from base 97 to 345 and encodes 82 amino acids. Gene Ontology annotation, cellular component: mitochondrion. NCBI's taxonomy places the organism in Eukaryota, Metazoa, Arthropoda, Insecta, Diptera, Syrphidae. The transcript is spliced from 2 exons.